Messenger RNA from Anthostomella pinea, 1365 nucleotides. The record is from the annotation of a GenBank genome assembly. NCBI's taxonomy places the organism in Eukaryota, Fungi, Ascomycota, Sordariomycetes, Xylariales, Xylariaceae.
AUGGCGAGCGAUAAACACCCCUGGGGGUUGCGAUGGCGCUCGAACACGCUGUUCAUCAUCUCCACUGUCGCUAUCGGUCUGUUCACGGACCUGUUCCUGUACGGCCUAGUCGUACCCGUCCUGCCAUUCAUGCUCCGGAACCGCCUGGCGACUCCCGAGGAUGAAAUCCAAUCUUACGUCUCGAACCUGCUUGCUGCUUACGCCGGCGCCUCUGUCGUUUUUUCAGUGCCCGCAGGAUGGAUCGCUGACCGGACGAACUCGCGACAGGCGCCGUUCUUGUGCGGCUUAGCGGCGUUGCUGGUUGCGACCAUCAUGCUAGCUGUGGGUCGGAGCAUCGCCGUGCUGGUGGUCGCCCGUGUCCUUCAGGGUGUCAGUGCGGCCGUUGUUUGGACCAUUGGUCUUGCCAUGGUGCUCGACACGGUCGGUCCGGAGCACCUGGGAAAGGUGAUCGGAUCGAUAUUCUCCUUCAUCUCCAUUGGAGAGCUGAUGGCGCCCGUCAUCGGUGGUGUACUCUACGAGAAGACCGGCUGCAAGAAGACUGCCGCCAAGUACGACGAAUCACUCCGUCAAAACGGGCAGACCAACCCCCGCGAUUUUGGCACCAGGGAUGAUGAGAGCGAGCAGGAUCUAACCGAGGAAGACGCUCUGUUACCUCGAAAGCAAGAAGAGUCGUACAAGAUCACGGGAGAACCGAACAAGCUGGUCCGGGCUUUGCCAAUUCUGGUCUGCUUCAAUAAUCCUCGACUUGUCAUGGCCUUGACCCUGGCUUUCGUCCAGGCAUCUUUGCUAGCUAUGUACGACGCUACCAUUCCGACAGAGGCGCAGAGCCUGUUCCAGUUCACUUCGCUCAAGGCCGGUCUCCUCUUCAUCGCUCUCGACGUACCGUACCUCAUUCUUGGACCCGUCGCCGGAUGGGCUGUGGACCGGUAUGGCACGAAGCCCGCCGCAGUCAUUGGGUUUGGUUUGAUGGUGCCGGUGCUGGUCCUUCUUCGCCUGCCAGCGGAUGGUCUACUUACUGGCUCCAAGAACGUCGUACUCUACUGCGCCAUGCUCGCCCUGAACGGCAUUGGACUUGCAAUCAUCGGUUCGCCCAGUGUAGUGGAAGCCAGCGAUGUGGUGCAGAAGUACGACAAGGCCAACCCUGGUUUCUUUGGCGGAAAUGGACUAUACGCCCAGCUGUACGGAUUCAACUCGCUCUUCUUCUGCGCCGGGCUUACGGUUGGACCCAUCGUCGCUGGUGCGCUGAAGGACUCGGUCGGCUAUGGGAACAUGAACCUUGUCUUUGCUGUCCUAUCUGGAAUCACUGCUGUUCUGUCCUUCUUCAUCAUCGGGGGAAAGCCCAAGGUGGCACGGAGAUCACGCUAG